Musa acuminata subsp. malaccensis (wild Malaysian banana) is the source of this 2344-nucleotide messenger RNA. The record is from RefSeq and is a predicted model, not a curated record. Lineage: Eukaryota; Viridiplantae; Streptophyta; Magnoliopsida; Zingiberales; Musaceae.
GGAUGCUCUAAUCCGUUUCGUUUUUUCCUUUUUCUAUCCCGAGAGAGAGAGAGAGAGAGAGAGAGAGAGAGAGAGAAGGGAAAGGGAGGUGGUGGAAGCGGAGCGGAGGAGAGUGGAGGAUGACGGUUCCGGGGCGCCAUAGGCCAUCGACGACGGCGAUGGCGGCGGCGGCGGCAGAGGCGGGGGGAAGGGAGGCGGUGGCGCUGCCGCACAAGGUCUCGCGGCGGCAGCUGCUGCGGGUGGCGUCGGUGGCGUGCGGGGUGCAGUUCGGGUGGGCGCUCCAGCUGUCGCUGCUCACGCCGUACGUGCAGGAGCUGGGGAUCCCCCACCAGUGGGCCAGUCUAGUGUGGCUCUGCGGGCCGCUCUCCGGCCUCAUCGUCCAGCCCUUCGUCGGCCACAUGAGCGACCGCUGCGCCAGCCCAUUCGGCCGCCGAAGACCAUACAUCGUCGGCGGGGCCGCCGCUAUAUCCACCGCCGUCCUUCUCGUCGGGUUCUCUGCGGACAUCGGCAGCGCCCUCGGCGAUCCCGGCGGCGGGGAGACCCGGUACCGCGCGAUCGCCGUCUACCUGCUAGGGUUUUGGCUGCUGGACGUUGGGAACAACACCACCCAGGGACCCUGCAGGGCGCUCCUUGCCGAUCUCACAGGCAAGGAUCACAGACGGACUCGGGUAGCUAAUGCUUAUUUUUCACUCUUCAUGGCACUGGGGAAUAUACUCGGCUAUGCUACUGGAUCUUUUAGUCGUUGGUUUAGCAUAUUUCCCUUCAGUGUCACUUCAGCAUGCGGCAUAAAUUGUGCCAAUCUCAAAUCUGCUUUUCUUCUUGAUGUUGUUAUUCUUGCAAUCACUACUUGCAUCACUGUAUUAUCAGCCAAGGAAACUCCUCUUUCUUCUGCUGGUGGACUUAUGGAUUCUGCCGGAGAGACACAAGUGCAGUUAAAUACUGAGCACGAGGCUUUUCUAUGGGAAUUAAUUGGUUCGUGUAGGUAUCUAACUCUGCCUAUUUGGAUGGUUCUAAUUGUCACUGCACUUACUUGGAUAGGAUGGUUUCCAUUCAUUCUUUUUGACACUGAUUGGAUGGGCCGGGAGAUCUACAAGGGAGACCCAAAUGAAGGGACGAAUUAUCAAACUGGAGUCAGAAUGGGUGCUUCUGGUCUAUUGUUGAACUCUGUUGUUCUUGGAUGUACCUCGGUGGUCUUGGAAAAAAUCUGCAGAAAGUGGGGUGCUGGCUUGACCUGGGGAAUUGCCAACAUUCUCAUGUUUUUGUGUUUUUUAGCAAUGCUUAUAAUAUCUUCUUGGGCAAAAAAUAAGGAAUACCCACAAAAUGGACUUCCUCCGGAUGGUGUUGUUGUUGCUUCACUUGUUAUUUUUACGAUCCUUGGGGCACCUUUGGCAGUCACAUAUACUAUUCCUUAUGCAAUGAUUUCUGCACGUACAGAACCUUUAGGAUUUGGCCAGGGGUUGGCGAUGGGCAUCUUAAAUUUGGCGAUUGUGAUACCUCAGGAAGUCCACUUUCUUGGAUCACUUAGAAUGAAUCAAUCUUCUUCACCCCUAAGAUCUUAUGUAGAGGAUGUCAUCACAUGCUGUUUUGAGACAAACAUAGAUGAAUCUGAAGUCAGUGUAGACCUGAGGAUGGAUAGGAAGUAGAGAUAGUGAAGGUGAGAGGAAGCUACUUGUUCUUUUCCAGUUCCAUUUUCAAUUAAGGUAUCCUUUGGUUGCCUAUCUGCUUUGAUGUUCAUGUACAUGAAAGCUAGUCAUCUAUUUGAAACAGAGAAUGAAUACCUGGAAUGUCAUCCGAUGCUCGUCAGAAAUAUAUCAUGGCUCAUAUAUUCUUGAAGUAUCCAGAAGGCAGACAUAUUUAUAUUUUAAGGUGUUCCCUCUCUAUGAUUCCAACAGCCUAUGUUGCAUUUGGUCUUUCAUGCAAUCCAUUUGGUUGUUUGUACUGAUUCAUGUACUGACAAACAAAAUCUGGUUCUAGUAAAAUGUUUUAUAACUUUAUAUUGCAUGAGCUGCAUAGGGCUUCCUAGGUCUAAAUUGCUUGUCAUGUAGCAGUGGCAAGGCAUGCUAAAAUGAAAGGUGACACCUUAUUGCAUGAGCUGCAUAGGGCUUCCUAGGUCUAAAUUGCUUGUCAUGCAGCAAUCUCAAGCCAUAUUAAAAUGAAAAGGUGACACCUUAUCACAUGAAACACCAAAGUUUGUGCUUACUACACUCUAUGAAAAAAAAAAUCCACAAUUAGACUGAUUAAUUUAAUUGUUGCAAAUUCAGUUGAAUUCAGAAACUGCAAUAAAUAUAACUAGUAGUCUUUGAUGUCAUUUACUAGAGAUAUUUUAGUGAAGUAAUUGGUUUCA